CCUCCCCUGGACCAGCUGUUCUUACGGCAUGUUACUCUCUUGGCUUUUGUCAGCCCAGGCUGAUUUGCGGAGGAGGAAGGGGGGAUACGCUGUUCACGGUGAUGGGGUGUAUGGGCCCCUCACUGAUCCAGUAUUGGACUAGGGGUGCCCUGCCCCUCAACAGGUGCAGGGCCUGCUCCCAGCGGAGGAAGAAUUUAAAAGGACACCGGUAGCCGAGGGGAAGGGGGAAUGAACUGCAUGUGGCACCAGGCUACAAGGCUGGUGCUGAGAGCAGGGACGUGGAUUCCUCCCCACCCCCACCCCUUUGGGAGAUGAAAGCCUGAGAGAGAUGGACUGACUGAACUGGACACAGAGACAGAGGGAAAUCUGCUAAGCCAGCGACCGUGCCCCAGACUGAGGAGCUCCAGAUGGGUAGGAGGCUGGACUCACACCUUGCUAAAUUCCGGCACCAGCCACAAGCCUUGGGGGAGCUGAAGGGAAUGAAACUGCUGGCUGCCUGCUUCAUGUACCUGCAGCUCACCUGUCUGGCCCUGCCCAAAGCCGAAUGCCGACUCCACGAGCGAGCCAUGGAAAUCAGGAACCCUGAUAUCGACCCUUCCUGGUACACGGGGCGUGGGAUCAGCCCCGUGGGAUGGUUUGGCCGGAGGAGAGCUGUCGUGGAGAGCUCCCGGAAGUCGGGCUAUGGACACAGGCAAGCUUGCUUCCCUCUAGAAGAAAGCAGUGAAUCCCUUCAAGAUGAAUGAAAUGGCCAAGACAAAGAAUGAAUUUGAAUGAUGAUAAGAAAAGACCCUUCUCCUCUCUCCCUUCCACAUCCCAGCCUCUCUUCUAGGCACAUGAAAAUGUUUGGUCUCAUUUCAAUGUACAGUAUCUUUGUGGCUAUAAAUGAUAGAAACCAAAGAGCAGUUGAUAACUCCAGUAUUUUUGCAGACAAUUUCCCUCUUGUCUGUUUUUCCUUUUUCUCUCCCCUGUUCCCCAUUUGUCCCCAUCUCUGGCUUUUGCUCUUAAAUCUAACAUGAUUUGUGCCAGAAAAUUGCUGGGGGAAAGAAAUACAAAUUCCCAUGUUAAUUAUCUUCCUAGAACAUGGGCUCUUUUAUACAAACCAAAAAAAUAAUUUAAAAAAUUGAGAAACCGAGCCCGGCACGUGUCUGCUGUGACUUGAAACGUAUCAGACUUGUCUCAACUCUCCUGGGCCGUAGGAUCUUUAGAACCGAGUGGCGUCACUUUCCCCUGAGAUUGAGUCUCUCUUCCUGAACAAUUUCUCUUCCACACAAUAAAGUCUUUUGACGU
This is a messenger RNA of Mauremys reevesii (Reeves's turtle), 1287 nucleotides long. Its product is annotated as prolactin-releasing peptide-like. Lineage: Eukaryota; Metazoa; Chordata; Testudines; Geoemydidae. The record is from RefSeq and is a predicted model, not a curated record. The transcript has 3 exons. Gene Ontology annotation, molecular function: prolactin-releasing peptide receptor binding; neuropeptide hormone activity. Bases 408 to 743 code for a protein of 111 amino acids. Gene Ontology annotation, biological process: feeding behavior; G protein-coupled receptor signaling pathway; response to peptide hormone.